Sphaerulina musiva SO2202 is the source of this 1796-nucleotide messenger RNA. RefSeq lists its product as uncharacterized. NCBI's taxonomy places the organism in Eukaryota, Fungi, Ascomycota, Dothideomycetes, Mycosphaerellales, Mycosphaerellaceae. The transcript has a single exon. The record is from RefSeq and is a predicted model, not a curated record. Bases 335 to 1351 code for a protein of 338 amino acids.
CAACACCGACACCGACAUCCUCCUCCUCUUUCUCCCUCUCCCUCUCCCUCUUCUCCUUCUUCUUCUUCACUCACUCACGCACCCUUUCUGACUACCGAAGAAGUCCCUUGUACUCACUCGCUUGUACAUUCUUCUUCUUCUUCUUCUUCUUCCAUCGCCGCCACUUCGACCGGGAAACUCUAAUAGCCUUCUUCUAGCCCAUUCUACCAAACCUCAAACGAAAGUCUGUGUGUUCGCAGCAGUGUAAUUUCGACAAAUCCACCAAUCGAUCACGCUGAUCACCGCCCUCUGAGUUGGAAAUCUGUUCCAGCCUCAGGCUCUGCCCGAUUGGCUUAUGACUCCCCCAGUUGCUCCUGCUGCAGCAGUCAUGCUCUCUUUCCUCCUUGGAUUCGCACAAAUCGACGCUGAAGAGAUUCCCGGUGGCAUUGUUCCCAACAAAAGGCAAGCUGUAGGAACUGGUGUGACGACCACCGCGAGCGAAACCCAAUCCACUACCAUGUCGACUCCUUCAACCUCAGCAACUGAUGUCGAUUCAACCACCGAAUCGACGCCUGCUGCCCCUUCAACCACACAAAACCCUACCACUCCGACCACCGAGACUACUGUCGCUGCUCCAACCGCUCCGACCACUUCUUCUGCUCCUGCUCCUUCACCUUCACCUUCCACACCCGCCAACACUACGCCGACCUCAGAUGCCACUACAGAGACGACAACGCAGCCUGCGCCUUCGCCUUCAACUUCAACUGUACCAACCACGAUCGAAGUGACGACCACAAACUCCGCUGGAUCUGUCGUGACCUCGAGAAUCACCUCAUCAAUCAUAGCAGUGGCAUCACCUACGAGCAGCUCCGAUGCUGUCGUGAAUCUAGGAUCGACCACCAUCAACCGCUCCACACUUUCGAGCAACUUGGUCAUCACCAGGCCUUUCACCACCUCCGCAACUGUUGCCUCCACAUAUACCUCAUACUUCACUCAGGAUGGUACCCUCGCAAGCGCAGUCUUCACUACCCAGCAGGUUCUGGCCACCACUGGUGUAGCCACAUCGACCAUCUCGCCUGAUCUGCAAGGCGGCGGCAGUGGUGGUGGCGGUGGCGGUCUCUCUUCCAGCUCAAAGUCCAUUAUUGGAGGUGUCGUCGGUGGUGUGGGAGGAGCCAUCCUCGUCGGUGGAAUCGCCAUUGUAGCCUGGAGACUCUGGGGGAAGAAGAAGCAACGAGCUGUAGGGCAGCACAGUUACAAUGACUCGAUGGAUCAUAGCCUACAGAAAGGCGAAAGCUCUCCGGCCCAGUUGGCUGGCGGCACUGGACUGGAGAGAUAUCAGCAACCUCACGUCAACACUGCGAGCAACUUUUGAAUCGUCUUCAGUGGUGAAGGGGCGCUGCGCAACUCGACAAGCGAUGCAUUGAUCUUUUUUUCCCUUUCGUGCUGCAUUUCGAGCGUAACGAUGGAUAACGAACGGUACAUCACACAGCGUGCAUAAUUUACUCGUGUCGUAUAUUGCCCAUUUCUGGCAAUGUAGGAAGAAUUUAGAAAGGAAAGUUAGAAAGGAAUGGAAUGGACUCUUGGCAUGGGAAAGAUAUAAAGAACAAAAGCUAUCGUUGCUCUCGUCCUCAGCACAGAGAGGAAAGACUGUCACCACGACAAAUAGGGAUUUUCUUACCUUUUGGGUGUCGAUACCAAUCAAUGUAUAGUAUUUGUUUAAUUACAUGGACAGGACUUGUGUGUGUGUGGAUUCCAGAGUACUUUCGUGAUGGCGAGCUAAUGUCCAAAAAAAGAAAGAUGGUACCUUACUGCUAGAC